Molecule: messenger RNA, 1098 nt
Organism: Alternaria metachromatica
Lineage: Eukaryota; Fungi; Ascomycota; Dothideomycetes; Pleosporales; Pleosporaceae
Exons: 2
Coding region: 1-1098 (365 amino acids)
Source: RefSeq, a predicted model, not a curated record
AUGUCCAGUCCUGCCGCAUUGCGCACUCGAAGCAUGCCGCUCCUUCCCUUUCGCAGAAGGAAGGUAGUCGCGGCCGCUACGGCUCCAGACUCGGCCCCAUUGCUCCCCGAACUCAACUUCACCGCCCGCAAGAGGAAUGACAUGAACGGGUCAGCUUGGACCACCGACGACACUUCUCGCACUGCGAACGCCGCACCAGCACGCACGACCUCGACCACCACCAUGCCCUCGUACACAUCGCCCCGCAACGUCUCAGGCCCGCUAGCUGUCGACAAAGCCGCCAUGGCUGCCGCCGCCGAUGAGAACAGCCCGUGGGCCCGCCCCAACCACUACAGCACCCCCAACUCAAAGACGUCACAGUAUAUUGAUAAGAUCACACAAGAGAACGACCGCCUGCGACGAGAACUCAGGGCCGAGAAGCUCGCAAGAGAAGAUGAGGCCAAGCGUUGGUCGGCUGCGCAAACCAAAGCCGAAGACUCCCGCGCCGAGCACCAACAUCUCCAAGUGCUCGCCGACACCAAUGCGCGAGCCAUAGAGCGGAAAGACCGGAAGCUCGAAGAACUCAAGGCCACACUCGACGCCGAAAUACAAAGAAGGAAGUCCGCCGAACAGCGAGCCGAAGAAGCGCUGCGGAUGCUGGGCGACACACGAUCCGAGACGCAACGACAGCUUUCGCAAGCAUACGAGAUGAGGGGCAUGGCAGACACGAACCUCGAAACAGCACGAGACGGCUUCAAGCGCAUCACCGACGGCUACGAGAAGAAGGUCCGCCAAAUCAACGACGAGCUCAACGAGCUACGGAGAAAGCGCCUCGAAGACGCCGACAAGAUCAAGCGACAAGCCAUCAUCAGCGACCAGCUGCAACACGAAUCUUCGCGAUCCACACGGGCCGAGGCUAAGCUGGUCAAUCUGAUGGAGGUAUACAAAAAAGAGCACCGGAAAGAGAUGGAUGGUCUCAUACAGGAAGCAGAGAGGCUGCGACGCGCACUGCCAGAGAAGGAGCGCGAGGCACAGAAACUUGUCGAUUCGUUGGAACAAACCCGCGAUAAGAUGCGAUGGGUCAUGACUCAACAUGAACGGCAAACUGGGGGGAAAUGA